Molecule: messenger RNA, 1121 nt
Organism: Cokeromyces recurvatus
Lineage: Eukaryota; Fungi; Mucoromycota; Mucoromycetes; Mucorales; Mucoraceae
Exons: 2
Coding region: 1-756 (251 amino acids)
Source: RefSeq, a predicted model, not a curated record
AUGUCUUCUAACGCUGGUUUUCAAUCCCUUUUCUUCCACUUUGACAAUGAAGCAGGUAAUCUUACUUUCGCACCUAUGGACGGGUUGAUAAAUGACAUUGUUGAGGAGCAACAACAUAUUCGUGUCGUAGAUGAUAGUCUUUCCAUAAAUACGGUAAUGGAAUGGGAGACGAGUCAUCCAGCUGGUGAACCUAACAACAAUUCAACGAUGCAACUUCUAACUUUUAUGGAAUACAGAAAUAUCAUUUCUGAAAGCGAAAUGUCUCAAGAAUCAGAGGUGCCUUUGGCUGAAACACCUUCUGUUGCUCCGUCUACUUCUGUCACUCCUGUUCGCAGUAAAAGAGGAGCAUAUCAUAAGUAUACUGAAAAGCAAGUCCUGGAUAUAUUCCAUUUGGUAUUCGAAUGUGGUAUGACAGCAAAAACUGCUUCUGAGAAGACUGGUAUCGUCAUUAGAACUGGUCAGAGCUAUAUCCGCCAGGAAAGACUUCGAAGAGCAGCUGAAUACGAACUCCCUUCUGAUGUCUCUGGACAAGCAAUUGAAGAGAAACCUGUGAAAACAGGAAACAAGAAACUUUUUGAUGAUCACUCUAAGUUCUUGGUACAACUUUAUGAGAAAAAUCCUGCAGCUACAUUGGCACAAGCCAGGGAAGCCCUAUGCAAAGAAUUUGAAGGCUUGACUAUCACCUUGUCUGGGCUUCAGAAGCACUUGAUGAAGAAGUUUGUUGUGAAAGGGAGCCCAGCUGUCAAUUACCAAUAAUAAGAGGAAAGCUAAUGGUAAACUGGAGGACCAAUAAAAGCGAGAAAUUUCAUAUUUGUAUUUUGACCAAUUAUGGCAACUUAAACGUUUACACAAUCCCCCCUCUAGAAGAAGUAGUAGCCUGACCUUUGUCCUUCUCAUUGAUGCUUGGAUACCAAAUUCGCAUAUGUCUAGUAUUAGCAGUUGGCAGAUAAUUCGAAGCAUCGUCUUUUUUCUUGAUCGUGUAUGCAGUUCCUUCGCUGUUAUUUUUCUUGACAACGAUCCAAGGGCCAGACUAACGUUCUUUUGGAAAAGUGGAUUUCUCUAAGUUUUUUCUUGCUAUGAGACCACCGACUUGAUAAUUAUACUUGAUCUUAGAUUUCUUG